GCGCUUUCCUUGAACGUUGCUUCUUCCUCUACUAGUCAAAAAACCAACUCCGAUCGAGAAAUAAAAACUUGAAUCGGAAGAAAAUGAAGAGUCAUCCUUCGUAAAUGCUACGUUUCCUCUGCUGCGGUCAUCCACAGCCAUCUAUUAUCUUCUCUACUUUUGGAUUUAGGAGCUCCGAUCGGGAGACGGAGAAAUGGCGCAGAAAAAGUACAUAAUACAGGUCGAGAACGCAAAGGAUGCCGGAGAUGGAAGACCGUCCGUUGGACCUGUAUAUCGGAGUAUCUCUGCCAAGGAUGGAUUUCCUCCUCCGAUUCCUGGAAUGGACAGUUGCUGGGACAUUUUCCGCAUGUCAGUGGAGAAAUAUCCUAACAAUCCUAUGCUUGGUCACCGUGAGAUUGUGGAUGGGAAGGCUGGUAAAUACGUUUGGAAAACUUAUAAGGAAGUUUAUGACAUUGUAAUAAAAGUAGGAAAUUCCAUCAGGAGUUGUGGUGUUGAGGAGGGGGGAAAAUGUGGUAUUUAUGGUGCCAAUUGUCCAGAGUGGGUUAUGAGCAUGGAGGCCUGUAAUGCUCAUGGACUCUAUUGUGUACCUCUAUAUGACACCUUAGGUGCUGGUGCUGUGGAGUUUAUAAUAUGCCACGCAGAAGUUUCACUUGCUUUUGUAGAGGAAAAGAAAAUUCCAGAGCUGUUUAAAACAUUUCCCAACUCAACAAACUACUUAAGAAAAAUUGUGAGCUUUGGCAAGGUUAGAACUGAACAAAAGGAAGAAGCUGAGAAAUAUGGUUUGGCUAUGUAUUCAUGGGAUGAAUUUUUGCAACUGGGAGAAAACAAACAAUUUGAUCUUCCUGUGAAAAAGAAAAGUGAUAUCUGUACAAUAAUGUACACUAGUGGAACAACUGGCGAUCCCAAGGGUGUAUUGAUUUCAAAUGAUAGCAUUGUUACUCUUAUAGGUGGUAUAAAACGCUUCCUUGACAGUGUAAAUGAAGAGUUGACUGUCAAGGAUGUAUAUCUUUCUUACCUUCCCCUUGCACAUAUAUUUGAUCGGGUGAUUGAGGAGUUCUUUAUUUCACAAGGUGCCUCAAUAGGGUUCUGGCGUGGGGAUGUUAAACUGUUGGUUGAAGACAUUGGGGAGCUGAAGCCAACAAUUUUCUGUGCUGUUCCCCGUGUGUUAGAUAGAAUAUAUUCAGGUUUGACACAGAAGAUUUCUUCAGGGGGCCUCUUGAAAAAGACACUGUUUGACAUUGCAUAUUCAUUCAAAUUUUAUAAGAUGAAGAAGGGGGACAAACAUGAAGAAGCAUCUCCAAUUUGUGACAAAAUUGUGUUUAGUAAGGUGAAGGAAGGACUUGGAGGGAGAGUGCGGCUUAUUCUAUCUGGAGCUGCACCUCUCUCUACUCAUGUAGAAGCUUUCCUGCGAGUGGUGGCGUGUUGUCAUGUUUUGCAAGGAUAUGGUUUGACUGAGAGUUGCGCCGGAACUUUUGUCUCACUACCAAAUGAAUUAUCAAUGCUUGGUACUGUUGGGCCUCCAGUGCCAAACGUGGAUAUAUGCCUAGAAUCUGUACCAGAAAUGGGAUAUGAUGCUCUUGCAGACACACCUCGGGGAGAAAUAUGUAUCAGGGGUAGUACCUUAUUUUCUGGGUACUAUAAACGUGAAGACCUGACCAAAGAAGUCAUGGUGGACGGGUGGUUCCACACUGGGGAUAUUGGUGAGUGGCAGCCAGAUGGAAGCAUGAAAAUUAUUGACCGAAAGAAGAAUAUUUUCAAGCUUUCGCAGGGAGAGUAUGUUGCAGUUGAAAAUUUGGAGAACAUUUACGGGGUUGCACCUGCUAUUGAUUCCAUUUGGGUGUACGGUAACAGCUUUGAGUCAUUCCUUGUUGCUGUCUUGAACCCUAACAAACAAGCACUUGAAGAAUGGGCAUCGGAAAAUGGUUUAGAUGGUGAUUUUGAUUCCAUCUGUCAAAAUCCUAAAGCAAAAGAGUACAUGCUAGGAGAGCUCACAAAGAUUGCAAGAGAGAAUAAGUUGAAAGGAUUUGAAUUUAUAAAAGCUGUUCACCUUGACCCUGUGCCAUUCGACAUGGAACGUGACCUCCUGACCCCAACAUAUAAGAAGAAGAGACCUCAAUUGCUCAAAUACUAUCAGAAUGUUAUUGAUAACAUGUACAAGAGUGGUGGCAAGUCCAGCGCAUGAAUGAUACAUUCAAGAUUGGGUGCUGAAAGUUGGCUUUUCUCCUACUUGGGUAAUAAUGCGUGUUCUUUGAUUAUGUUUAUCAUGAUUCUACACGACAGUUAUUUAAACGAAACUCGUAAAUCAAAAUUUAUCUCUGUAGAAUUGACUUCUCCUCAAUACUGUAGAAUCUACCUUGCUCAAAUUUAUUACCAACUUGUUACUAAUUUGCCUAAUUCGAUAUCCAUGUUUGAUGAUUUUGCCAUUGCUGCUGAUUUUUGCC
This is a messenger RNA of Rubroshorea leprosula, 2441 nucleotides long. Lineage: Eukaryota; Viridiplantae; Streptophyta; Magnoliopsida; Malvales; Dipterocarpaceae. The record is from the annotation of a GenBank genome assembly.